UUGAAUUCAAGAAUUUAGAAAGUUUAUUUAUGAACUGGACUAUUUUUAACAAUAACUUUCGUCAAAUCAUCAGACCGAUAACUACUCUAAAGAAGUUAUCAUUGCAUAAUUGUGGACUCAAUGGCACAUUACAUGAUCAAGGUUUGUGUGAGAUGGUGCAUUUAGAAGAGUUAAAUAUUGGCUACAAUACUUUACGGGAUACAUUGCCUUCAUGCUUAGCCAAUUUGACUUCCCUUCAAUCAUUAGAUAUAUCUUCCAAUCAAAUUAUUGGAAACCUCUCAGGUUUGUGUGAGAUGGUGCAUCUAGAAGAGUUAUAUAUUGACAAUAAUACUUUACAGGAUACAUUGCCUUCAUGCUUAGCCAAUUUGACUUCACUUCAAUCAUUAGACAUAUCUUCCAAUCAAAUUACUGGAAACCUCUCUUCAUCUCCCCUUAAAGAUAUGACAUCUCUUAGAGUCCUCCGAAUUUCAAACAAUCUCCUCCAAAUCCCAAUUUCACUCUCACCACUCUACAACCUAUCAAAACUCAAAGAAUUCGCGAGCUACAGUAACCCGAUAUAUAUAGAAACAAUGCCACAUUCUUUGACCCCAAAAUUCCAAUUAAAUUCCAUUUCUUUGUCUGGUUAUGGAUAUGGUGCUACAUUUCCAAGAUUUCUUUAUCAUCAAUAUGAUUUGCAUUACGUUGAUCUGUCUGACAUCAAAUUGAAUGGAGAAUUCCCAAAUUGGUUGAUAGAGAACAAUACAAAAUUGGGAGGACUUUAUCUAUCAAAUAAUUCUCUUUCUGGGCCUUUUUUAUUGCCAACACAUCCUCACAUGAAUUUAUCAGUAUUAGAUAUCUCCAUCAAUUCCUUCAGUGGACAAAUUCCUAUUGAAGUUGGCGCAUUUUUCCCGAGUCUAUGGGCGUUAAACAUUUCCAGAAAUGCUUUGAAUGGCAGCAUUCCCUCUUCUUUUGGAGAUAUGAGCUUAUUGGAAAUACUGGAUCUAUCACACAAUCAGUUGUCUGAUGAAAUACCUGAACAUUUUGGAGAUAUGAGCUCAUUGAUAAGUUUGGAUCUAUCACACAAUCAGUUGUCUGGUGAAAUACCUGAGCACUUAGCCAUCGGUUGUUUGUCACUACAACAUCUUGUGUUAUCAAACAACAGUUUGGAAGGUCCUGUAUUCUCCAAAAUAAUUAACUUGACAAACUUGGUGUCGUUAUACCUGAAUAGUAAUAACUUCAUUGGAAAGAUCCUAUAAAUGUUGUCUAAUUGUUUUUCACUAUGUCGAGUGAGCUGUGAGCUGUGUCCAUGACUGUCAAGUAUAUAUGCCAGUGAGCUAUGUAGUGAUAAAAGUUCACGUGGGAUCUGAAGAAAGGAAGGAAAAAAAGUCAAAUAGAGAGAUUUUGAAGUAGUUAAUUUUGCGAAUUCCACGUAUUCUUUUGUGUAAA
Pistacia vera is the source of this 1425-nucleotide messenger RNA. RefSeq names its product receptor-like protein 14. The coding region runs from base 30 to 1235 and encodes 401 amino acids. Gene Ontology annotation, molecular function: protein binding. The transcript has 2 exons. NCBI's taxonomy places the organism in Eukaryota, Viridiplantae, Streptophyta, Magnoliopsida, Sapindales, Anacardiaceae. The record is from RefSeq and is a predicted model, not a curated record.